Bursaphelenchus xylophilus (pine wood nematode) is the source of this 3495-nucleotide messenger RNA. The record is from the annotation of a GenBank genome assembly. Lineage: Eukaryota; Metazoa; Nematoda; Chromadorea; Rhabditida; Aphelenchoididae.
AUGCGACUGACUCUUUUCCUCUUCCUUUUACUGAUCCCCGCCAGCAAUGCCAUGCCUUUUCUCGCAGCCAGAGCGGCCAUGCAGACCGACGAAGCGAUUGGCGACAGCACGGCGAAGCCGCUCAUCGACAACGACCAAAAGCGGCUGAAUGAGAGUGUUGUUCAAGAGUAAGUGUUUUUUGGGAAGGCAGGGGCUUCAAGUGGGACACAGAAAUUUUGGUGAAACCUGGGACAAAUUUAGAUUUUCUCUGGAGCUGAUUCGUGGCCUAUGCUUUGCUCGUCCAUGGGAAUGUCUGAAAAUUUUAAAGAAAAUCUGGGCGUCGCACUGUGAACUGGAGCCUUCCUUUGAUUUGGAUGAAUCUCGAUUUUACUCAAAAAAGGAGAAUCCAUUACGUCCCAUUAGGUCCUCAAAUCCUCUCGUACAUCAUUUUCUUUCAGUCUGAAACAAUUGGUCUCCGAUGCCGGUGGAUUCAUGCACAGUACGGCCUCCAAAAUCUGGUCCUUGGUCACGUUCACGGGUCGCGAAAGUUUUCACAUCAACACAGCCAGCAUUGAUCCGAAUCUCAUGAAGCCUGUGAACAGUCCGUCAGCCAAUGAGACGGGAGGUCACGAGGGCAUCAGUCGUCCCGAUUCCUACAACCAAUGGCUAAUUGUCAACGCUCCAUUGGCCGUUUGGUUUGUCUUCAUCUUGUGUGUCUUGUUGUGCGUCUGCUGUCUGUGCAAAUGCUGUUGCUGAUUUGACGUCUUGGCGAAUAAAAACUGAUUUCCCAGUUGUGUUAUUGUAGUAGUCGGUCUAGAUUACGGUUGAAGAAUACGAAGCUUUUAUCAUGUGUUUAACAUAAACUAUGGCUAAUACCAUUAACACUAAUGCUACGCAAUACUGAAUCAGUCGUCCGACAAAGUAGCUGACGGCUCAACUUUGGGUUGAAAACUUCCAGAAAAUGCGUCAUCAAGACACAAAAAUGGGUGAUCAUUUAUACAUGCAAAUCAUAAUCUUUUCCGUCGAUAAAGGCCUAGACUGGUCUCGUAACUCUGAAAUACAAAAAUUCAGCUCAUUAACGCAUCGAAUUCGCCGAAAAUCAACGAGAUCAGCCCAGGAUGACAUAUUUUUUGGACUGUUUAUUUUAUGUCAUCUUUCCUUUUUUUCUCUCGGAAUUUCGGCCCAAGUUUCCUGAAUUUCUGGAGGUUCUCCAUUUUUCUUCUCCAUCAACGGCAAGACUCGGUUGUAGGAAGUUAGCGCAGCUUCUCAAUUUAUUCAAUUUUCACGGAUUUACAGGUAAUAAACAUCUUUUACCAAGGGUUUAUCAAGUCCUUCUCUAGAUUAUGGAAAGGCGCCGUCUUCGAAGCCAUCCUCAACAACAAAGUAGACGUAAUCGUCGUCCAGCACGUAGAAACUCUUCGUUGGACCAUUUUCCAAUAAGUGAACCGACUCCAAGCACACCUAUUCCCAACUUUCCAAAUGAGGUAUGUUGUUAUAGAUUCGUACUUGAUUUUUAGGUAAUACUGGUAACCUGGUUAUCGUUUUUGGUCUUUUACGUUGAAACUACUCCGGUCUUUUAUUUCAUGGAUGGUUUAGAGAGAUUCGAAAAGAAUAACCGCAUUGCUCGAGAAUAUUUCUUUUGUACCUUGUGCAAUUUAGAAAAACCCUUUCUUGGAUUUGUAUCUUACUGACUUAUUUUCAGACAAUUGGACACUUAAUGUUAUACCUUGAUGCGCAAUCAUUACGAGCAUGUAGUGAAGUGUCAAGGCUUUGGCGACAACUCAGCGAAUCCGAGCGUGUCUGGCGUGCGAAAAGUGAGGAAGAAGGAUGCGACUGGUACGAACUUUCCAAGCUGUAUGUAUUUAUUAUGUUUAUCUGAUUUUAGAUACACUGAGGAGUCAAUCGGAAAAAAUAAAGCCUUGUCUGUCUUUUGCUAUAUUACACUUGAUCGUUUUAGAGUGCGACAAUUCAGACCCUUAUCGUUCUAUGACAACAAGCUCACUCGUCGCACCUAUCGUCUUCCGAUGUAUGCCGGGUUUCCCUCUGCUCCAUUGGCGUAUCCUUUGCAAAGUUACGGUUGUGUUCAUGACCGGGCCAUUCUGAAAUGCGCCUACAUGGCCAAGAUGCGGACUGUUGGGAAUUGGGUAAAGCGAAGGCCCAGAUCCGUCAACACACUUGAUUGCCCUCAGUCUGACUAUUUGGUGGAUUGGGACGAGCACGGAAGAGUUAUGGCAUUUGUCGGCUCGGAUCACAGGAUCACCAUCUUCUCCAUGCUGAAAUCUGAAGUAAGGUUUUUAUUUUUUGUUGAGUUUUAGAUAUUAACACUGAUGAAGAAGCAGUAAGGAGUGUGAAUCGUUUUAGGUCGAAGUUACCUUCUAUUUCCAUCAAAGUCAAGUUGUGAACAUCUGUGUCGCCGGCGAUGCAAAAAUGAUAAUGUCAGCUGACAGAGAAGCCAAUGUCGUCUUCUGGAACGUCCAUAAUGGCCUACAGUUUGCUCAGAUCAAGUCUACACAUGGUCAAGCGGAUGCGCUGAAACUUUGGUGCGAUGAGGAAGGGUAAGACCACCAAAAAAAUUCAUUGGCAUACGUAAUUGCAGGUAAUCAUGUAUAAUAUUGCAGGGAGAAGUAUUUGGGCAUCCUUUUCAACUCGGACACUCGUUAUGUCACAUUGUGGAAUCCACUGACCAAACAACAAGCUCAUACACGUCUGCCACAGGUUGUAGAGAUUGCCAAUAAUAACAGGAAUCCGGACGAAGAACACGAUGAUGAAGUGGAAUUUGAUGGACAAAGGGCGAUAAUCUCGACAGGGAAUUCGGUAUUCGUUCUCUCCGUGGAUAAUAACAAGGUCUUAGUGACGCAUGUCCUCAGUUUCCAUCAAAAGAACAUUUUUGCUAUGGUGGUAAGUGAGUUAAGAUCAUGGAUAAUAUAGUAAUGGUGGGUUUGGGAAAAUUUUAUGUUCGAGGAAGGAUAUAAGGCUGGUAUUUUCAGUACUGCCCCCAACGGAAGCUCUUGGUCACGUCGGACGAUAAUAACAUUGUUUGUGUUUGGAAUAUCAACACUGGUCGUCUGGAUCGACAUCUCGCUCCACAUGGGCCCGGAAUGGUCUUGACGAUCGCUCUGAAUAAGAAGGGCGACAUCCUCGCGACCUCGGGAUCAGACAGAUGCUUGUGUAUUUACAGCACGGAGACUUUGGAGAGGAUCAAUGUGUUUACCGGAAGAGACGUCGGAAUCAUUGAUGAAAUCCGUUUCAUCGACAACCGACUGAUGCUGACCAGCUCCACGGAUGGACGAGUAAAGCUGUGGGAUUAUCGAGCGGGUAGGAAGUUGUACUUUGAGAUUAGUUUUCCCUCUUUUAGGCCGCCAUAUUCAAGAUCUGAUGGAUCUUUCGGCCGCGCCACGCCGAAUGCGCAUCGGCCGAAUGUUCGCAUCCGAAACCAACUUUUGCUGCAUAAUUGGAGAGAAACGCGGCCUCCAGGCCAACAAGGUCAUCAUGAUGGACUUCUUCGACGCCAUCUGA